UUAACUCCCCUUGUGGUUGUAAAUGCCUCACACCUUAUUCUCAGAUUGCUGUUGUCGUGUAAUAUAUGUAUGAGGGAAAGGAGGUGAUAAUCCAUUGAGUAUGGAUUAGCAGCAGCAGCAGCAUAAUUCUCAUAAUCUGCAGCCAUUUAAUGACUCUCGAAAUUACUCUACCGAGACCCUGUUAAGUGGAAGACAGCAGAACCUGAGAGAAACGUACACCUGAGCAGGCAACUGCUUCCCAAACAAAAACCGGACGGAAAUCAGGAAAAGGAAACAACCCGGUCAGGGAGCGCGCUUCAGACUUUUCGUGAAGGCGCGCGCAAAAGGGGCGGCGAGCGCGCGAGCUGGGCGGCUAGGACCGAGCGAGGAAAGCGUUGGCGGGGAGAGUUUUCAGCUCCAUUUUAAGUUGUAAACAAUUCAAAUGGACUUGGAGGUUAAAGGAAUUGCUGCAUCUCCAAGGAGACAAGUUCCACUGUCCUCUCAGGGUUGGAGGCCAAACACAAGAUUAAGCCAUGGUCCUCGACCAGCAGAAGUGCCAUGUCUUGACUUGGGAAAGUUGGGAGAUUCAGAAGAUGAGGAUGGAGAUAACAGGACACCCUACAGUGCUGGACGAACUCACACUGGUCCUCCACGUAGAUCUUUUAGGGGAGGCACUCAAAUACAAAGUACUCACACACAAUAUCAUAAUGUAGAACAGGCAGCAAGGAGACGUGAUCUAAAGAAAAUUGAGCUUUUUCCACAGGAGCAAAAAACAAUACCAGAAAAUCUGCCACUCCCAACAGAUACAUACAAGCUGAAAUAUCAGCAAUAUGAAGCAGAAAUGAAAGAGGGAUAUAAACAGUAUUCUCAGAGAGCUGCAAAAAAGAAAACAAAUAAUAACCAGUUUCAUGAACUUCCAGGCAGGAUAGCUGAAAAAAAGCCUGAAAACCAAAGAGUGGAUGAAUUCACAGUUCUUGAUGAGAAAGCCCUUUUGCAGCAGUGUUAUACAAACAAACCGUAUGCUAUGCAGCACAGCAUAAGAAAAUUGGAUGCUGAGGAAGUAGCAGCAGAAAGAAAAAAACAAACUGUAGUGGAACAAGUGAUGUUAGAUCAGUUAUCUAGAGCUGUGAUAAGUGAUCCAGAACAAAAUGGAAAUUCAGAUACUUACAAGAUGGAUCCUGUUCUUCCAGGAUUAAGCACCGCACCUCUACGCUUUAGAAAAAGAACAUUACAUGAAACAAAAAUUAAGACUAGGUCAACAUUGACUGAAAAUAUGCUUUCUAACAAAUUACGAUUUGAUGGUAGAUUAAUAUCGAGAAAUGGACGUGAUGCUUGUCGAGAACUGAUUGGAUUUUACUUUGCAUAUGACAAAUCUUUAACUAUAUAUGAAUAUCGACAAUUUGGUAAAAAUAGAACAAAUGCUCUACCAUUCAUUUUGAAGGGUAUUUAUAUGCAUCAGCGUGGACAAAGAAAAGGAAAACCAUACAGUCUUAAUGAUUUCUAUGUUGGAGCAGACCUAACUUUUUUGAGCCUUCAUCAUCCUGGCCUUCCUGAAAGUAUUAAGCAUAAACCAUUGUUUAUAAUCCGGGUCACAAAUAUCGAUGAAAUGGCUAGAACUUUUCUGAAGACCUAUAAUGUGGAAAAUGAGGAACAUCCUAUCAAGGAGGAAGAUGAUAAGAAUACUUUGAGGAAUAUUCAAGAUAAUCUGAGAGCAAAAUUAAAUAAAAGAGGAGUUCGUAUUGUUUCAGGACUAGGAAAAUAUUUCCGUGAACUGGACAAGAAGCAAAAUGGAAAUCUUACAAAAGCAGACUACAGGCAAGCACUAAAAGUAUUUCAUUUAGAAGUGACUGAAGAGGAAUUUGAAUCUUUGUGGUUACUAUUACAUGAUGACAAUAAUGGUGAAAUUGAUUACAUUGAAUUUAUUCGUGCUAUUCUUGGAGAAAUGAAUGAAUAUAGAAAAGCAUUUGUCAGGAAAGCUUAUAUGAAGCUGGAUUACAAUAAAACUGGCAGGGUGCCUAUGGUAGAUAUCAAGAAAUGUUAUUGUGCUAAAAAACAUCCUCAAGUUAUAGCAGGUAAUGCAACAGAGGAAGAAAUUAAAUCUUCAUUUCUAGAAACACUGGAGGAUGCCUGCAGCAAUCCCAGUGAAGUUUCAUUUAGUGAAUUUGAGGAUUAUUAUGAAGGAUUAAGUAUUGGCAUUCUGGAUGAUGAAGAUUUUAUUAACACAUUACGGAAUCCCUGGGGAAUUUAGAAGUGAAGAAUAUAAUGUAAAAAAAUAGGAAUAGAGACCAUGAACAUUUGUUAACUUUCUAAAUAGAUUUAAUAAAUUGGCCUUCAUAGCCUGAAGAUACAGUAAAUGUUUAAAGCAUGGCUUAUUUCUCUUCUUGCAACAUUAAAGUAGUAUUUAUUAAAUUUUUAUUCAGUUGGCUCAGACUACAUCCCAUGUAAGAAAAUAAUAUGUUUAAUCAAUGAUUUGUGAAAGGAUAUAUGCAUGAUAGAACUAAUGUUGUGCUAUGUCAGGUAACUUGUGAUACACAGUUAAAAUAACUCUGUAUCACAAGCCAUAUAUAAAGGCCCUUUAUUAGAAUGAAUAUUUCUAUUUUGGUGGUCCUGUCAAUGGCUGUUUUAAUCUCACAGUAUAUAAGCAUGGAGACAUUUAGGAUGAUUAUAUCAUGACUCCAGUCUACAGAACAGCAACUAUGCAUCUUUAAGUGAUUUUUUUUUCCCAGGAGAUACUUGUUUUAGUUAAUUUAGUACAGUCAGAUAGUACAGAAAGGUCUUUAUAGAUAUGCUCUUAGAACUUUUUAAAAGCACACAUAUGUACAUAGAUACAUACGUGUCUCUGUGUGUUCUUUGUAAUUCACUUAUUCCACUGUUUAUAUGUGUUGGGGUUUUUACUUAAAAUCUAAUGUGCUUUUUUAGUUCAUCUAAAUACUGUAUCUAGAUUCUUAGUAUAUGUUAAGUAACACAAUGUUUUAUAUUGUAAACCAACCAUUUUGAAAAUAUUACAUUUUGAUUUUAAAAACAGUGAAUUCCUUCAGUAUGUAGCCUAUAUAUAUAUAUAUUUCAGUGCUAAGAUCAUCAUAAUUUGUUAUCUUUGCUCAAAAGUAUGCAAUAUAACUGUUUAAUUGAUCUUAAAUAUAAUUUAUUGCUAGAACUUUUUCAGAACCAGUAAUUAUUAAACUAUGGAUAUUUAUGCUCUGCUAAAUCCCAAACAUGCAGAUACGAAUUUUUGGAAAUCUAUUAUUUAAAACACCAUGAAUCAGUUGUAUAUAAUCUAUUCUGUUCAGGCACCCUCAAGGCCACGUAACAGUAUUAGUCUUCAUCCUCAAGUCCUGAGAGGCUGGACUAGUGGGAGAGAAAAAAAUCAUGCUAUUUUAAAGCUCUUUCAUGGACUGAGCAAAAAGAUAUUCUCUGUAGGCGAAGAUGUUAAAAAGCUCAUUGAAGCCAAUUACAUCCACAGCAGAAAGUCUCAAAAACACACAAAUGUUGCUGGAGUUGUCAAAACUAUGUUCAGUUUGUCUGCAGAAAGUUUAAAUGCUCCAUCUAAGAAAAAAAUAUGCAGCUUUCCUAUAUAUACUCACCAGGAUGCAUAUAAGGAUAAUUUGAAUGGAAUCCAGGAAAGUGACCAGAGGUUAUUGUUGCAACCUUUAUUGACUCAUCCAUUCCACCAGAAAACAGUGCUUUUCUACUAACAAAAGAUGAAGGGAAAAAGGCUAUGUCAAGAGGCUAAAUUACUGAGUGACAGGAUUUAGGAUCCUUCAGGCACAAUUUUCUAAUUGACCGGAUUGUGUAGCUGCCAAGAAGAUACAUAAAGCACAACAGAGGAGAAGGCAUGCAGAAGGAGGUUUCAGAGCAAUCAAUACCUAUAGAAGUGGUGUCUAGUAGUACUCUUGGCAGCCUACUUCAGGGUACAGUAUGCUUUCAGUGCCUGAGGAUGAGACUGCAAGAAUAACAGAAUCUGACUUCAUUUUUUAUUUAGCCAAAUGCAGUGUGAUAAUUUUUCAGAAGACCUGGAUGCAAGAAAGAACUAAUCUCGAUGGGUUUUACUAGACCUCUCUGACAGUAAAAGGGAGUCAAGGCAGAAGAUAUCACAGAGACAGGUUCAGAAUAUUUAUUUCUACUAAAUUCUGGGCUUUGAAAGUUAAACUUGCUCCACUGAGGUUUGCAACAGCAGCAUUAAUAAAAUUCAGCCACUGCAAUCUUAUUGCCCCUCUCCCCCCGAGAACCUGCUUAUUAACCAUUCAUCUUUGAUUAUUAAAAAUGACAUAUCCCCAUGUCUUUGUCAGUAAUUUCAGUGUCAGAAGUGGGUGAGUGAUGCAGAGAAUUUGAACAAUGCCCUCCAAAUCUAGAACCUUUCCAUUUUGCAGCUUGCAAUUAUAAAUCUGCUGCUAUAUAACUAUAUUGAGGUGUACUUAGUACAGAUUUUCAGCAGACUGGAUCUAAUUGUUUUAAAUGGAGUCACUAAUGCAGAUUUUCUAGGGGAAUUUAUUUGGGGAACAUGUGCAUCUAUGACUACCCUGGAUUAAGUGUCUGUCACAACUUUCUGUAAUUUGUAGAGAGUCUCAGAAUUGAAAGCUGAUUGAAAGAUUACCACCUACCAUGAGUUCUGAGCCUCCAUAAACAGGGCAGGAAAUAUGUCUUUCAACCUGCAAUAUAAGCAGAGGUGGAACUGCUUCUCAUUUAAGAUGGUUAAUGCAAAUAUGGCAGGAAUGUUGACUUGGAGCAUCUGUCGUAAAAGAUCAACAUAGUGCAGAGACACUGAUUGGUUCAAAGUCUUCAAUUGGCCUUAAACAACAGUAGUAAAAGAAGGAGCAUUCCUUGUUAGCUGAUUGCAGUUCAUAGAUCAUUAAGGACAGUAUUGUGUAAAAAGCCCUGAAUAAUACAGAGCUAAUUCUACCCAAACACCAACUCGGAUGUUUCUAGAUUUUUUUUUUUAAUAGUACAAAUAGCUGAUUGCAAACUAAAAUAGUUAGCUAUAGAGGAGGACUUGACUCAUUUAUUAACCGCAGCAAAGUCCAACAACCUUUCCUCUAUUUGAAGAGCGGUAUCUGCCUUUCUAUAUUCUGAACCUUUUUACUUGAGGUCUCCUAUCCCAGUAGGAAAGUGGGAAGAGUUCUUCCACAUGCUAUAUGCAGGGAAUUUGAACAGAAUGGUCUUAGAAAGAUUUGGUCUUCUUCCAUCUUGGCCCCUAUGUUGAUAUCUGUGGUUUCCAAACUGGUAAGUCUGCACAAGCUUGGCAGGCUUGAUACCUGCAGAGAUUAAUAAAACUCAGAGUGGUAAGCUCCAAUUUUGACCUCAUAAUUUACGGGCAUAAACACUACACUUCCUGGAUAUUGCAAUGGUCAGAAAUUUAUUUGAGGAUCAUGACCCCAAUAUUAUAUGGCUAGAGACAAAAUUUUGUUUGGCAACCUGCCAUAUGAUCCAGAAAUGGAAUAGAAGAGAAGGAAAGCCAGGAAGAAUGGGAUGAGGAUGCUCUAGGGAUACGUAGGGUAGUAUUUCAGCAUUUUAGUAAUCGUAUUCUGCUUUAGUAAUC
This is a messenger RNA of Python bivittatus (Burmese python), 5512 nucleotides long. RefSeq names its product calcyphosine 2 (gene CAPS2). The record is from RefSeq and is a predicted model, not a curated record. Gene Ontology annotation, molecular function: calcium ion binding. NCBI's taxonomy places the organism in Eukaryota, Metazoa, Chordata, Lepidosauria, Squamata, Pythonidae.